Messenger RNA from Anthonomus grandis grandis, 2676 nucleotides. RefSeq names its product serine/arginine repetitive matrix protein 1. The record is from RefSeq and is a predicted model, not a curated record. Lineage: Eukaryota; Metazoa; Arthropoda; Insecta; Coleoptera; Curculionidae. The coding region runs from base 731 to 2296 and encodes 521 amino acids. The transcript is spliced from 11 exons.
UCCUGUGUCGCUUCCUUCACGUCCUUUCCUUCCCGAACAAAAAGCUCAAGUUUAUAAUGCGUUGAAUUUGGUGCGUUUCCCUGUUAACAAAAUCCCAGUUUAAAAGUGAUUAUAGAUAAACGUUAAAUAGUGGAUCCGGACCGUCAGCGACGCACAUUUCCGACGCAGGACAUAUUAACGAACCCAAACAUGGUGGACUCCGUGUAUAUAACGGAGUCGACGUCGUCGUUGUUCUCCACCACGUAAACACGUCGAAUUCGCUCCAAACCGUCGUCGAUUUUUUAGCGAAUUUUCCGUCGUUGAUUUCCCGGUUGAUUUUCGGGCUUCUCGUUUUACCGUAUGGGAAGGAACGGCGACCUUGCCGUCCGUGCCCAUUUUCGGAUCGUCGGAUCAACUUUCUCUUUUGCCCGUAUGUAUCGAUAUCGCGGCUAUAUCGAUCGCGAUGAUGAUGAUGCGCGUGUACAGGCCCCAAAUCAGGCUUCCGCUACAGCCCCAUUUUAUGCCCCCCUAACCAUAUUGCCGCGGGUUAACUGGCACCGUCGUCGGAACAGCCUUUGUUAUCCGGUUUGAUUUGAGAUUUAUGGGUUCAUUUUUCGAUAUUACAAAAUUUAAGAUUUUAUGCUUUGGUUUCGGUAAGCCAGAAAAAAUCGAUAUUUUGGAUAUUGGGAGCACUUGGAAGCGCUUUUAACUACUACUACUACUUAUAUGAUAAGAUGGAUAGAGCAUUAAAAUGUCAUCCCGUAGAAGGAGCCGGAGCAGGGAGAGAAAAGCCAUCGCAACCAAGUUGCGGAUGGAUGCUAAUGCUCCACCGACUAGGAUUACAGACCCGAGCCUACCAGCAGGAAGGAGACGAGAGAUUGACAACAUAAUGAAAAAGGCACGAGCACAAAACUCCCCCACUUCAAGCGCCAUUUGGGAAAAGAAGUUAUUAGAAGUAGAAGCGAAGGAUUCCAACAGAUGGCGCCAUUCCGGCUACAAAUCGAUGUACCUAGACGGGGGCUCGACCUCUCGUUCGCGGUCCCGGUCGCGCUCCUUCUCGUCGACGCGUCGGGGCGGCGGAGGCGGGGGAGGAUCGCCCUCGCCGCCGCCCCCUCAUCGGAGGGGCGCGGGCCGCUCGCCUCGCGGUCGUUCUCCCCGCUCGCCGCCCCCGAGGGCGGCGCGUUCGCCGCGCAGCCCUCCGCCCAGAGGUCGGAGCCCCAGGUCGCCGCCCCCUGCCAGAAGGGCGGCCCUAUCGCCGCCUAGUGGGUACCGGGGACGUCCUCGAACGCCGCCCUCGCCUAGAAGUAAACGAUGUGGGAGACGUUCGGCCUCGGCGAGCAGCAUGAGCAGCUGCUCGGACGAUUCUUGCAGCGUAUGCUCCCCAAAACACCGACCGGGCGGUCGCUCCAGGUCUCGCAGUUACUCACCACCGCCGCGCCCGUCCGGUUCGAAUAGCGGAGGACGUGGCAAACAGGGCGGUGCGCCCCCGAAACCGUCGUCGUCCAGGCCACGCCCGCCCAGUCCAGCGUCGCCGCCGCCGCCUCGACGCAUGCCCCGUCCCAUGACGCCGCCGGUGGCCAAGAGGAUGCCGAUGCCGCGCCCGGGGGGCGGUGGGGCGUCCGACGACCGCCCGACCGAUCCGAGGACGAGGCCGCCGCCCCCGAGGCCCCAGGUGCCGGUCAAGAAGCAGACGGAGAAGGGCGGACAAGCGACGAAACCGCCGAUGUUAGCGAGGAUUAAAAAAGAGGGCGCGCCCCGGAAAAAGACGCGCCCCGGCUCACCCGGAAACGAGUCCUCCGGAUCGGAGGACAGCGGAGUCUCGUCCGCCGUUCCCAUAGUAGCCACCACCGCCAUGACCUUAUCCGAAAGGUUUGGGAAAAUCGCUCAAUGGUCGGCCGAUAGGGAGCGCAGGGACAUCGAGAACAUGCGCAUCACGAAAACCGGUAGCAACAUGAAAGUGAUGGUGGAGGAGGACGAGUUUCUUUAUGGCACCCCGCCCAGAAGAUACAGCAUUUCGCCGGUACCGCAAGGUCACUAUCCGGACGAACUGUUAUCAGCGGGACAAUCGCGACUCGCCGCCUGGGACGACGUCAGAGUGCGCUACCAGUACUAUAAAGAUCUCGGUUAUCUACGUGACCUGUCAUUGGACGAUUACGUGAAAUGGGAGGAGUGGUGGUACAAGUAUCAGGAUUGGUUGGCGAACGAGAGACAUUACGAGCAUUGGCUGGCGACCCAUAGUGGUGGGGGCGGAGGCGGCGGCGGGGGCGGCAGAAGAAGAAAAAAGAGAAUCCCCGCCAGUCAGAGAUUGGGCAACUGAACGCCGUUGCCAAGUUUCGUUUGGCAUCGGUGCAAUGUUUCUUUUAUUUUUAUGAUGAUGCAUGCAUGCAGCUAUGACUCGGUUAUAAAACAAAACGGAACAAGAGAGAGGAGUCUCGUAAUGUUGUAUAUGAUUAAUUAAUUAAUAUUAUUAUGGUAGGAUUUAUAUAUAGUGAGGUUUUAAAUUUUCUGACGAUUAUUAUUUAUUAUUUAUACACUAUAGUGUAACGGUUAUUUUAUUUUGUGUUCGGGCUCGCGGCCAAUAGGAACUUAGGACGUUGAUAUACAAUUUACUUAUAUAUACUUUAUUUGUAUAAUUGAUAUUAAGUGUAAGGAUCGUUUGCAAAUAUUAUUUGAAUAAAAUGUUUCUUUAUUCAUUUA